Molecule: messenger RNA, 2321 nt
Organism: Acipenser ruthenus (sterlet)
Lineage: Eukaryota; Metazoa; Chordata; Actinopteri; Acipenseriformes; Acipenseridae
Product: interleukin-9 receptor-like
Exons: 4
Coding region: 67-519 (150 amino acids)
Biological process (GO): immunoglobulin mediated immune response; cytokine-mediated signaling pathway
Cellular component (GO): external side of plasma membrane; membrane
Molecular function (GO): cytokine receptor activity; protein binding
Source: RefSeq, a predicted model, not a curated record
AGACGACAGAAAAAGAUACAGAAAAACGAAACGUGCGAGCUGCAAGAUUCACCCAGUGACCCUCGGAUGCAAAGCUGCAGUGUGAUAGCGGGCGGAAAUCAAGAGUGGCAAACGUUCACGAGUGUCACUAAAAUCACAAGCCGGGUGAAGUGUGGAAACUGCAGCCAGGAUGCAGCUAGCAUUACAUUCAAACCAAGUGAAAACGUGAAAAUGCACCCUCCCUUCGCUCCUUCCAUUGUGGACAGCACCAACAUUACCUGGACUCUGAACCAGAGUCUGAUCUCACUGUACCUUCAGCAAAGAGAGUUUCAAAUCCGAUUCAAACGCAAAGAGAAAUCCUGGGAGGACGCCAGGGUGAUCUCCGAACUUCGCGGUCAGGAGUGGACCCGGCUCAACGAGAAGUGGCUGGACCGGGAUGCGGUGUACGAGACUCAGGUUCGAGUCAAACCCCGAGAACAUGCAGGAGAGUGGAGCGAGUGGAGCCCAGUGACUGAGUGGAGAUCUCAAGUGGGAAAUUAGAAAAGGCCGUGGUGCAGUUUAGGCAGAACCUUGGACUUAAGAAUUAAUUUAAGAAUCUUUACCAGACCAGUCUAAUUCCGCUGCCUGAAGCCAUCUAUUUUCUGUGCGGAAAUCAAAUCAGUCUUUCUUCCCCUUGCUACUAGGAACAAAAAAUAAUUAAUUGUCCGGUUCCCUGCACACCAGUCUCCAGAGUUCACACACGUCUCCCGCACAAUUAUCCGAUUCAGCCCGCUGUCCUUGUGAUGCAGGGACGAGAACAUUAGGAACUUGCAUUACAAACUAGUACGACUGUAAGCAGGCUAACACCUGUUGCUUAUUUUUUAGUAAAAGGGCUGACGAUGAAGACAGCAAAAGCGCGUCUAUGUAACUCCCGCGGAUAUAGCUCCCGAGAAUAGCAAAGUGAUGUCACAAGUCAAUUAUUUAAAAUAAUACCGGUAUAUCCUGGCGCUGCAGCACAGCAUCUCCGCAAUGCAUUCAGUACUGAGUGGGCUCCAGAAAUGGCGCCUGUAAUUGAGCACCGAACUGCAUCACGGGAUUGACUGUCCUGUCCUUCUUUAUAGAGUCCUACAGCCUGGAGAUCACAGGUUCGAAUCCAGGGUACGUCAGCGUCUGUGACCGGGUAGGGGGGGCUUCGGUCGGCAGGGGAAUCCGCGCAACAGCGACCCCCUGUGGCCGAUGGGGCGACUGCGGUCCUGCAGUGCCCUUAUGGAAAAAACAAACAUAUUUUUAAUAUAUGGUUGAAAGGUGUGAUCCGUAUAUUUUUCAUAGAUAGAAAUUGGCCCCUUUUGUAUAUAUUUAAAAUAUAUGGGAUGUAUUUAAAAUAUAUAUUUUAGUCUGUAAUCCAUAUAUGUUAUAUGUUGAAAAUAUAAUGGUGCACCAUAUAUUUUCAUUAUUAUUAUUAUUAUUAUUAUUAUUAUUAUUAUUAUUAUUAUUAUUAUUAUUUAUUUCUUAGCAGACGCCCUUAUCCAGGGCGACUUACAAUUGUUACAAGAUAUCACAUUAUUUUUACAUACAAUUCCCCAUUUAUACAGUUGGGUUUUUACUGGAGCAAUCUAGGUAAAGUACCUUGCUCAAGGGUACAGCAGCAGUGUCCCCCACCUGGGAUUGAACCCACGACCCUCCGGUCAAGAGUCCAGAGCCCCUGACCGCUUCAGGUUUAAUCCAUAUAAAAUAAAUAUAUGGAUUACAGACUAAAAUAUAUUUUAAACAUAUCCCAUAUAUUUUAAAUAUAGAUAUAAAAAGGGGGGGGCCAAUUUUUAUAGGUGAAAAAUAUACAGAUCAUACUUUUCUACCCUAUAUUAAAAUAUAUAUGUUGUUUUUUUUUCUAUAAGGGUGGAGGCGUUCAGAUCUGGGUUGUUCUCCGGCAGUAUAGGUCUGCUGGCCUCGCUGUGGAUCCGCAGUGUGGAAAAAAUGACGGGUUGGCUGGAAUGCGUUUCGGAGGACGCGGGUUCCAGCCGCCGCCCCUCUCCCGUCCUGUCCCGUCAAGUCCCCUCCCGAGUCGCCAGGGGGCGCUGCAGCGGUGAACCCUUCCAAAUUAGGGAGAAAAACAUUGGCGAUGAAAAUAAAUGCCUCUGUGUGGUUUUGUACCAACAGACUGUGGACAUAAACACGGGUUUACAGCUGUUUUGUGUACCAGUCAACUGAUACUCAAACCAGCAACUGGCUGAGGAGCAUUUUUUAAAUGUAUUUAUCUGAUGAGAUAAAAAGCGGUAGGUCAAGUUUGGGGGGGGACGACAAAAAAUGUUUUCAGAAUGUAACAUUAAACUGUCCGGGAAAUUUUAAAAAUACAUUUGAAAGCAAUU